AUGGCGAACGACACAUACCCCAGGAAAUAUGAUAUUGUCAUUGUCGGUGCUGGCCCUGUCGGCAUUCUGCUCUCACUUUGCAUGUCCCGCUGGGGUUACAAGGUGAAGCACAUUGAUAACCGCCCUGUGCCGACCGCAACUGGCCGUGCCGAUGGUAUUCAGCCCCGGUCGACCGAAAUUCUGCGCAACAUGGGCCUGAAGCGCAAGAUUAUGGCCUAUGAUCCUGCUAAGGUCUACGAUGUUUCUUUCUGGGACCCCUGUCCUGAUGGAAGCGGUAUUCACCGCACUGGCAGCUGGCCCAGUUGCCCCCGCUUCAUCGACACAAGAUAUCCCUUCACCACCCUUGUCCACCAGGGUAAGAUCGAGACGGUUUUCCUGGAUGAGAUCAAGAAGGCUGGUACGACUGUUGAGCGUCCCUGGACCAUCACUGGAUUCAAGAACGAUGGCCUGGACGAGGUUUACCCCGUCCAGGUGCAACUCAAGUGCCUUGACACCAAUGUGAUCAAGACUGUCCGCGCCAAAUACCUCUUCAGUGGUGAAGGUGCCCGCAGUUCCGUGCGACAGCAGCUUGGUAUCCAGAUCCACCACAAGGACCCUAUCUCCUACGUGUGGGGUGUCAUGGAUGGUGUGGUGAGGACCAACUUCCCAGAUAUUGAGACCAAGUGCACAAUCCACUCCGAUGCUGGCUCUAUCAUGGUUAUCCCCCGUGAAGACAACAUGGUCCGUCUCUACGUUCAGAUUGCUUCCUCCACCGACCCCGACUUCGACCCCAGGAAGACUGCUACCGCCGAAGAGGUCCAGAAUGUCGCCAAGAAGAUUCUUUCCCCCUACACAUUGGAGUGGGAUCGCGUUGAAUGGUACUCCGUCUACCCCAUUGGACAGGGUAUCUCCGAGAAGUACACCUUGGACGAGCGCGUUUUCAUGGGUGGCGAUGCCUGCCACACGCACAGCCCCAAGGCGGGCCAAGGUAUGAACACUGCUUUCCAUGACGCCCUUAACAUGGCCUGGAAAAUCCAUGCUGUCGAGUCCGGCCUGGCCCAGCGUUCUAUUUUGAGCACCUAUGAAACCGAGCGCAAGCACAUUGCGGAGACCCUGCUUGAUUUCGAUAACAAAUAUGCUGCCUUGUUUUCCAAGCGCCGGCCUACUGCUGGUGAAGUUGGUUCGGCUAGCCACACUGCUACUGUUGCCGGUGGCGAAGAGGACGAAUUUAUCAAGACCUUCAAGUCCUCUUGCGAAUUCACCAGUGGCUAUGGCGUUGCGUACCAGCCCAACGUCUUCAACUGGGAUUCCACGCACCCUGCGAAAUCCGCCUUCUUCGAUGUUCCCGGUGUGAAGCUGAUUACCGGUAAGGCCUUCACUCCUUCCACUGUUACCCGCCUUGCGGAUUCCAACUUUGUGCACCUCGAACAGGAGGUUCCUGCCAAUGGAGCAUUCCGUAUUUUCGUCUUCGCUGGUAGACAGGCGUCUAGCAAAAAGGCUAUUGCCGACUUUGCUGCCAACCUGGAGAAGGAGCGCUCAUUCCUCUCCGCCUAUCGCCGAUCUGAUAUCGGUGAGGUUUCUUACUUUGAGCAGCACGUCCCCCACUCCAAGCUGUUCACUAUCUGCGUUAUCUACGCUGAGAAGAAGAAUGACAUCGACCUGGAGGCCGUGCCCCAGAUUCUGCGCGACUACCACCACCACCUCUACGCUGAUGAUAUACCCGACGUCAGAGUGCCUAACGCCACUUAUGCCGCCCAUGAGAAGCUUGGAUUCGACCCUGAGAAGGGUGGUGUUGUUGUGACCCGCCCGGACAGUCACGUUGCCUGUACCGUUCAGCUGGCCGAGGGUAGUGGCACCGUUGAUGCUCUGAACGCCUACUUCGGCGCUUUCUCUACCAAGCCCCUGGGCCAGGACCAGCAGAGCCGCCUGUAG
Molecule: messenger RNA, 1911 nt
Organism: Aspergillus ochraceoroseus IBT 24754
Lineage: Eukaryota; Fungi; Ascomycota; Eurotiomycetes; Eurotiales; Aspergillaceae
Product: putative FAD monooxygenase
Exons: 2
Coding region: 1-1911 (636 amino acids)
Molecular function (GO): FAD binding
Source: RefSeq, a predicted model, not a curated record